AUGGAGGCUCCCAGGAAGAGUAAUGUGACAUAUCAUUUCUUCGAUACCAAGAUCGACCCACUGUGUCAGAUAAAAGCUUUGAUUACUCCUAACCAUGUGGGUUUAUUCCGGGAUACUUAUGACAACAUCUUGCCUAUGGUUGAAGACUUGGAUGCUUCUCAGAGGAGUCUGAUACAUACUUGCUUGCAGUUUUAUGAUCCUCAGUUGCGUUGCUUCACUUUUCAGGAUUUCCAAUUGGCUCCUUUAUUGGAAGGGUAUGCUAUGAUCUUGGGUGUUCCUCUACAGCAUUGUGUCCCUUUCAACUCCGAUAUUCCUCCACCAGAGCAUAAGGAUAUUGCUAAGGCUCUUCAUCUGGAAGUGUUUGUUGUGAAGGAAAAUCUCUCUUCUAAGGGAGGUCUGUCUGGUUUUCAUCUGGAUUUUGUGGUAGACAAAGCCGAAGAGUGUGCUGCUCGAGGCAAUUGGGAGGCUGUGUAUGCUCUGUUAGCAUUGAGUGUCUAUGGUAUUAUGCUAUUCGCCGAUGAACCGAAGUUUGUGAGUAUGAGUGUUAUUCAUAUCUUUCUGCUAAAGAACCCGGUUCCCACCCUUCUUGGUGAUUUUUAUUUUUCGGUGCACAAUAAGAAUGAGAAGAGACGAGGGAGAUUAGUCAGAUGUUGCGCUCCAUUGUUCCAUAAGUGGCUUGCGGGGCAUUUGCCAAAUGACGAUGCUUUCCGGAAUCCGCAUCAAGCCAGGAAUUGGGCUAGAAGGUUGGUUGUCUUGACUGCUAAAGACAUCAGAUGGUGUAAUCAGAAUACCAAGGGUGGCGAUUUUGUGGUUAGUUGUGGGAAAUACCCUUAUGUACCAUUAUUGGGUAUGAAGGGUUGUAUCAACUAUAACCUGAUUCUUUCGAGAAGACAAUUAGCGUAUGCCUUGACUCACGCUCCUAAGGAUCAAGACCUGGUGGAAUCUUUCUACUUCCCAGUGCAAGAUAAUCUAGAACUGGUUAAGCAAGUUGUUGGAGCUUGGAGGAAUAUUCAGACUAAAGGUGCUACUGUCUAUGGAAAAUGUAACAACAUAUCGUCUUCCCAGUAUGAUAGUUGGUUGCGAGAAAGAGCUUGGAUUACUCGUCUACCUUUCUCUAUGGGAGAACCAUGUGAUCCGGUUAUGGUUGAGUCUGUCAGCAUGGUUGAGUACAACAGUUUGAAGCAAGAAAAGGGAAAAGCCGAUAAGUUGAAAGCGAAGCUGAGUGAAGGCCUCAGGAAAACUUUGUGCGCUAAGAAAAAAGCUGAGAGAGAAGUUCAAAGGUUGAAUGAGCUUCAAAAACAAAGCAAUGAAAUGAUUGCUGAAAAUGCUGAUUACAUCCGUAAAGUCUGUUCAGGUGAGGAUAUACUGAAGAAAGCUUGCAAGGCUGCUAAGGAGCAGUUAGGAAUAGCUGAAUAUAGGCUUAUUGAGCGCCAGCAAAGGUGGCAAGAAUUGUGUGAUCGCUGA
Molecule: messenger RNA, 1464 nt
Organism: Lathyrus oleraceus (garden pea)
Lineage: Eukaryota; Viridiplantae; Streptophyta; Magnoliopsida; Fabales; Fabaceae
Exons: 1
Coding region: 1-1464 (487 amino acids)
Source: RefSeq, a predicted model, not a curated record